GGAGGGCUGGUGGUGGAUUUUCGAAAUCAAAUAAUUUGACGAUUGAACUCCACGCAGGAACAGAAACAGAAAAAACCUCAGAACCCUCAUGGGGUUACUGAUUUCUCCGAAAGAUGAACAGCAGCAACAAAACAGAGCAGAAAAGAAGCCGAAAAUUGAGAGACAGGGAAUGGACCAGAUCGAAAUUGUGGACCUUGAAGGUGAUCCCUUCUGCUUCCUACCCAUCUCCGGCAAAGGCACCACCAUGAACGACGCCAUCUCCGUCGAACAGUACAGUCAAGACAGAGACCUCCAAAGCGCAAUCGGAUCAUCUCAAAAGAACUUCAUUGAUCUCGAUAGUUAUGAUGAAGACUUGAUUGUGCUCAAUUGCAAACCGGGGAUCACUCCCCGAAAGCGUAGAAAAGCCUUUACCAAUUUCUCUGUGACUGAACCAGGGGAAUCUUCGAAUUCAAAAAUCGCCGGCCCUGCCCCCGAUCCUGCCCCCGCCCCUGCCCCUCCAUUUGCCUGUGAAAUCUGCGUCGAACACAAGAGCCAAACCGAGUCAUUUAGAAUCAAGGGGUGCUCUCAUUCCUACUGUACCGACUGCGUGGCCAAAUUCGUCGCCGCCAAAUUACAAGAAAACAUUACAGCGAUCCGUUGCCCGGUACCCAAUUGCAGUGGCUUGUUAGAACCCGAGUACUGCCGCCGUAUUCUUCCACCAGAGGUGUUCAAUCGGUGGGGAGAUGCUCUGUGUGAGGCAGUGAUUCUUGGGUCCCAGAGCUUCUAUUGCCCGUACAAAGACUGUUCAGCCCUUCUGAUUGACGAUGGAUGCCAAGAGGUGAUGCAAUCAUUCUGCCCCAAUUGCUGGAGAAUGUUCUGCGCUCAAUGCAAGGUUCCAUGGCAUACCGGAAUUGAAUGUGCGGAGUUUCAGAAAUUGCACGACGAUGAGAGAGAGCAAGAAGAUAUCAUGCUUCUGAAGCUUGCACAGAACCAGAAAUGGGCGAGAUGUCCAAAAUGCAGGUUUGUUGUGGAGAGGACCGAAGGUUGUAGGUAUAUGAAAUGCAGGUGUGGAACAGCUUUCUGUUACAGCUGUGGAGGAACAACUAUUGAUAACUACCAUUAUUGCCAUUCUUGUAAAUGUUAACUUUUUCAGCUUUUGCGAUGAUCUGGGGGUUUCAUCACUUAAUGCCUUGGAAGUUUGAUAUGCACUAGGGAUCCAGGAGAAAGUCUCGAAUUCUAAUCAUGUGAACAUUGCCUAAGGAACUCUCCUCGUCAUUUUCUGGUGAAUCUUCUAACAUGAGUGCAAUAGCUGCAACUGUAUAAUUAAAGAGAGGGAUGUUCUGUUUAUUUUAUUGUUGGUUUUUUUAACCUAGGGCACCUUUAAUUGUAAAGUAUUGAAAAAAAAUAAAAGUGGAUCUUUUAUUUAAUUAAUUGUUUAAUUAAAAUAAUUCAGAUGG
Messenger RNA from Rubroshorea leprosula, 1436 nucleotides. The record is from the annotation of a GenBank genome assembly. Lineage: Eukaryota; Viridiplantae; Streptophyta; Magnoliopsida; Malvales; Dipterocarpaceae.